Trichechus manatus latirostris (Florida manatee) is the source of this 4687-nucleotide messenger RNA. It is a transcript of the gene CSTF2, whose product is annotated as cleavage stimulation factor subunit 2. The transcript is spliced from 14 exons. Gene Ontology annotation, cellular component: mRNA cleavage and polyadenylation specificity factor complex. Lineage: Eukaryota; Metazoa; Chordata; Mammalia; Sirenia; Trichechidae. The record is from RefSeq and is a predicted model, not a curated record. Gene Ontology annotation, molecular function: mRNA binding. Bases 139 to 1947 code for a protein of 602 amino acids. Gene Ontology annotation, biological process: mRNA 3'-end processing.
CCUCACGGACAUAAACGGAGCUUGCGGAUGACGGAAUGACGCCAAGGGAGGCGCCCUGCGUCCGCCUGCCCAGGAGCUUCCGCCUCACGCGCCGUACGGAAGCGUGUAUAGCGUACCGGAAGCCGCCUGAAGAGAGCGAUGGCGGGUUUGACUGUGAGGGACCCUGCGGUGGAUCGUUCACUACGUUCUGUGUUCGUGGGGAACAUUCCUUAUGAAGCUACUGAAGAACAGUUAAAAGACAUCUUUUCUGAGGUUGGACCUGUUGUUAGUUUCAGGUUGGUGUAUGACAGAGAGACAGGAAAACCAAAGGGUUAUGGCUUCUGUGAAUACCAAGACCAGGAGACGGCCCUUAGUGCCAUGCGGAACCUGAAUGGGCGUGAGUUUAGUGGUAGAGCACUUCGAGUGGAUAAUGCUGCUAGUGAGAAGAACAAAGAAGAGCUGAAGAGCCUUGGCACUGGUGCCCCUGUCAUUGAGUCACCUUAUGGAGAGACCAUCAGUCCUGAGGAUGCCCCUGAGUCCAUUAGCAAAGCAGUUGCCAGUCUUCCACCAGAACAGAUGUUUGAGCUGAUGAAACAAAUGAAGCUUUGUGUCCAGAAUAGUCCUCAGGAAGCACGGAACAUGUUGCUUCAGAACCCUCAACUGGCUUAUGCCUUGCUCCAGGCACAGGUGGUGAUGAGAAUUGUGGAUCCAGAGAUUGCCCUGAAAAUUUUGCAUCGCCAGACAAAUAUCCCAACACUGAUUGCAGGCAACCCUCAGCCAGUCCAUGGCGCUGGGCCUGGCCCAGGAUCCAACGUGUCAAUGAACCAGCAAAAUCCUCAGGCUCCUCCGGCCCAGUCUUUGGGUGGAAUGCAUGUCAAUGGCGCACCUCCUCUGAUGCAAGCUUCUAUGCAGGGUGGAGUUCCAGCACCAGGGCAAAUACCAACUGCUGUAACAGGACCUGGCCCUGGUUCCUUACCUCCCGGAGGGGGAAUGCAGGCCCAAGUUGGAAUACCAGGAAGUGGACCAGUGUCCUUGGAGCGAGGACAAGUGCCAAUGCAAGACCCCAGAGCAGCUCUGCAGCGUGGACCCUUGCCUGCCAAUGUUCCAACUCCUCGAGGUCUGUUAGGAGAUGCUCCAAAUGACCCACGUGGAGGCACUUUACUUACUGUAACUGGAGAGGUUGAGCCUAGAGGUUACUUGGGACCACCCCAUCAGGGUCCACCCAUGCACCAUGUCCCUGGCCAUGACAACCGUGGCCCACCCCCACAUGAGAUGAGGGGAGGUCCAUUAACGGAGCCCAGGCCUUUAAUGGCAGAGCCAAGAGGACCCAUGAUGGAUCAGAGGGGUCCACCCUUAGAUGGCAGAGGUGGACGAGAUCCCCGAGGAAUGGAUGCACGAGGGAUGGAGGCACGAGCCAUGGAGGCAAGAGGAUUGGAGGCCCGUGCGAUGGAGGCCCGUGCAAUGGAGGCCCGUGCGAUGGAGGCCCGUGCGAUGGAGGCCCGUGUGAUGGAAGUCAGAGGAAUGGAAGCCAGAGGCUUGGAUACAAGGGGCCCAGUCCCUGGCCCUAGAGGCCCUAUGCCCGGUGGAAUCCAGGGUCCUGGGCCAAUUAACAUGGGGGCCGUUGGUCCCCAGGGGUCUAGACAGGUCCCAGUCAUGCAGGGAGCAGGCAUGCAAGCCACGGGCAUGCAAGCCGCGGGCAUGCAAGCCGCGGGCAUGCAAGCCGCGAGCAUGCAAGCCGCGGGCAUGCAAGCCGCAGGCAUGCAAGGAGCAGGCAUGCAGAGUGGAGGCCAGCCUGGUGGCUUUAGUCCUGGGCAGAACCAAGUUACUCCACAGGAUCAUGAGAAGGCUGCUUUGAUUAUGCAGGUUCUUCAACUGACUGCAGACCAGAUUGCCAUGCUGCCUCCUGAACAAAGGCAGAGUAUCCUGAUCUUAAAAGAACAAAUACAGAAAUCUACUGGAGCGCCUUGAAAGGUUUUCAAAAUACCUGGCAACAAAUCUGGAAAAUUUUUCCGUAACUCUGUUGAAAUGUUGAAAAGAUGACUUCUACAUCCUCCCCCUUGAACGGCUCAGAUUGGUGCCAGGUGGAGGACUCGCAUCACCUCUCAAAGCAAAAUCACUUCAUUUCUGUUGUCUUAGUUUGUAUAUUUUCUGUGACUUGAAAUAAACUUUGAACAUAAUUUUAGUACCCUGCAAAUUGAUAUACAUGACCUUUUUGCUUUUAAAAAGCUGUGAAGACCAAGGGAGAAACCUUAGACUUGUUUCCUACCCUUACCACAGUAUUGUACUUUAAUGUUAUAUUGCCAUAGCUCUGCUUUUACUUUUAAGUUAACCAUUUGUUCUUACGAUGAAAGUAUUUGAGAAUCUCAGAAGCAGUGUUUUCUGGAACUUUGUUUUUGUUUAGUUUGCAUUCAACGGGAGUAAUAAGGCUUUGCCCUUUGAGAACUUUCUAGAACUUCCUUAUGAGUCUCCUGGGAAAAAAUAGCAAGUUCUUAGAGAUGUGAAAUGGUCAGACGGCAAAUAAACAAAGCCUAGCAGAGCAGAGUGUUUAGAAAAAUCCAAAUAUCAAAAUGCAUUUUUAUGUCGAUAGUAGAUCUGCUCACACAUACAGUUCAGAGUUAAGGCAAAGACAUGUUAGUACUGGAUUGAGUGUGUGCCAGCAUAUAAGAGACUGUUGACAUUUAUUCAUCUGUUCUAAAACUCAAAAAAAGCCACUAAUUUUUCACGUGUUCAAGAUAAAAACUGAACAGAAAUAAAUGAACAAAGUACAUUUCAUCCAAUCUUUCAGGUAGUCACUAACCUACAAUUUACCUUAUAAGCAUAUUUAUUCUGGUAAAACAUAGCAAACCCUAAAAUGUCUAUAUUCUCAUUUAUUUUAAGAGGACCAGAUGUAGAGCACAAGCAGUCAGAUUACCGUUAAGUCUGUCCCUGCCUACUUACUUGUAGACAGGCAUGAGCAUAGGUAGUGCCACUGGCUCUAACCUAUGGGUCUUCCAGCCUAGUGUUUUCUCUCUCAUAGUGGCAUUAAAGGGAAACAUGGUUUCUCUCCAUCAGGCCAACCUCAAGAGGUUGAGAGUUGCCUUAAUAAGUAGUAAAGUUCUACUGGAACUACUCAUAAGCCUAUUUGUAUUCUCAGAAUCCUACCCCUGGGUUAGGAUUGUGGUCAGGUGAAUUAAAAGCCUGACGUAGGCUUAGAGAAUGUAAUAGCAUAUUGCUUACAUGCAAAGCAAAAGAAUACAAAGAUAAUCAACUUCAUGAGCGACAUUGAAAUUGAGGGAUUUUCUACUCUGAUACAAACAUUUACAAAAAAAAUUUGCUGGAUACGGUAUUUCAUAUUACAACCUAAAAAGGAAAAUUUCGUUAAAACAGCUGAGGAGCUUUGUGAGUAUCCUGAUCAUCCCCAAGUCAGGAUGUUGAUUUAUUAUUAUCAUUACCUUUUCUGCCUAGUUCCAUCAAUAUUCAGACCUUGGUAUGUUGAUUUUGGCAGCAGCCAUAUCUUGAAGUAUAGUAUAUUUAGACCUUGAGAGCGAAGCUUUCCUUAUUAGGAACUCAUAAGUUUCAAGGGAACACUAAGAUUCCAAAUCAAGGUCAUUGAAGAUCCAAUGACAAUUUGAUUAGCAGUUGUCUGAUAGGAAUGAUAGCUUCAAGGUUCCAUUGUGCAUUUUCCUAAAACUGUAUUAAACUUAAUAUAGAUAGCUAAAAUCUGGAUAAACAAAUUGUCAACAGCAGUGGUAUCCCAGUCUUUCCCUAUGAAAACACCAUCAGUACUUUCUACUGAUGUCCGAUUAAUAGACUAAAUACAAUUAGCUACCAUGAGUUCAUGACCUACCUUUGUUGUGUUCAUACUAGUGACUGAAAAAAACAAUAAUCCUUCAAGCCAUAUAAGUUUAUGGAUAAUUAGAAACAACCACUUGUUCAUUCUUGGUCACUUAAGGGUAGAGAAAAAGAUGCUAUAAUGCUAACUCAGUAGAAACAUUCUUAGAAAUCUAUGAGUUGAAUUGUCUUUGAGCACAAUGAAGUAUGGCUUUUCCCCCCUUUUAGGGCCCCAGUCCUCUUUCCUCUUAGUGAUUCACUGUGACUACUGACAUCCCAGGGCAGGUGUGGUUGCUGCAGGCCAAGGGUAGAUAGAUGGUUGAAAUAAAAGGCAUUUUGAAGGGAGAAAGAAAAGUCAUUUUGCUUAUGUCCUUGGGUAAAUGAGUCCUUUGUGAAUAGGUAACCAGAAGCCCCAAAAAAUGUAUUAAAAUUCUAAAUUCUUUACCUUUUAAAAAAACUACUUAUUAAUGCCCUUAAUAAAAAUGUGGCUAAAGAGCCCCUGUUGACUAAAUGAAUCAUCCUAAGAUGGAGUUCAAGUUUUUGCAAUUGUUUCCAGCAGAACGUUACAAACUAAUAGCAACAUAAACAUAUUAAUGUACUUUCAAGAUUUUCUUCCAUAAAUGGAGAGCCCAGAAAAAGUAACAAAAGACUUAUUGAGCAGUUAAGAAAAUCCUUCAUUUUUUGAUGAGCAAAAAUAUUAAAGCAUAAAUUGCUGUUCACACUGGGUAAAACCAUGUUUAAAAUGACAGUAAGAAUGUACAUCGUUGGUGUUAUAUGGGGAUGGGGUUCUUGGUAAUUUUAUGUUCAUCGUUUUGUUAUUUAUGUUUAUUAUGUUUUGUCAUUAAUUAUUCAAUAAAUUUUUAUUUAAAAAGUCACCCUACUUAGAAAUCUUCUGUGA